Messenger RNA from Amphimedon queenslandica, 417 nucleotides. RefSeq names its product general transcription factor IIH subunit 5-like. The transcript has 3 exons. NCBI's taxonomy places the organism in Eukaryota, Metazoa, Porifera, Demospongiae, Haplosclerida, Niphatidae. The record is from RefSeq and is a predicted model, not a curated record. The coding region runs from base 51 to 275 and encodes 74 amino acids. Gene Ontology annotation, cellular component: transcription factor TFIIH holo complex; transcription factor TFIIH core complex. Gene Ontology annotation, biological process: nucleotide-excision repair, preincision complex assembly; transcription by RNA polymerase II; transcription initiation at RNA polymerase II promoter.
GGCCACGCCCAUGUUAAUUAAAAAUGAAUGAUAAUUAGGUAUGAGUUAAAAUGGUUCAAGUAACUAAAGGAGUUUUGCUUAAAUGCAGUGACACUGCAAUUAAAGAAUUCAUCAGAUAUCUCGACGAGAAGCAGCUACUUGGGAAACGGUUCAUAAUCAAAGACCUUGACGAUCAUCAUCUAUUCAUAUCAGAAGGUGUGGCUAACCAUCUCCAGGGACAGUUAGAUGAUUUGAUGCUUAGAAACUCUUACUCAGAAUUCAGCACUACAGACUAAUAAUGAAAACAAUAAUUAAUUUAUGAUGUAAUCAUUGAUGAAACCAUUUCAUGUUAUCAGCAAUCUGUUCUGUAAUGAUUGUAUCUUAUGACCUGUACUAAUCAUUGCAUCAUUGCUUAUCAGUCAGACUGACUAGUGUGUA